UUUAGUUAUUUUAGUUGUACACCUUUUACAUUUUUCAGUCCCAAAAUUAAUUAAACAUGAAGCUCUUCAUGCUAGCCCUCUUCAUCUUAGUUAUUUCUUACUAUGCUUAUCCAUGGCCUUUCACUCUUGCAACUCUCCUCUUCUCCCUCCUACUUAAUUUCCUCUUGAACUAUUGGCUAGUGCCCGGAGGGUUUGCAUGGAGAAACUAUACUCACUAUCAUCGAAACCCUAAUAAACUUCAUGGUCCUUUUUCUUGGCCCUUUUUGGGAUUUCUACCUCAAAUGGGGUCUUGUGCUCACCGGAAACUAGCCAAGAUUGCUUCAUCAUUAGGCUCAACUCGAUUAAUGACUAUAAGCCUUGGUGCUACUCGAGUUAUCAUUAGUAGCCACCCUGAUACUGCGAAGGAAAUUCUAUGGAGUGCUUCAUUUUCUAGCCGUCCCUUGAAAGAAUCAACCAAACUUCUCAUGUUUGAAAGAGCCAUUGGUUUUGCUCCCUAUGGGAGUUAUUGGCGAAACGUAAGAAGAAUUGCAACGAAUCACAUGUUUUCUCCUAGGAGAAUUUCAUGUUUUGAGAGUCUUCGACAACUUAUAGCUGAUAAAAUGAUAGGAGAAGUUGUCAAUGAGAUGAAUGAGAGUGGUUUUAUUGAGAUUAGAGGGUUGUUGAGACAAGGGUCUUUGAGUAAUAUCCUUGAAAGUGUGUUUGGGAGUAGUUUAGGGUUAGAAGGUGAGAGGUUAGGGUUAAUGGUAAAGGAAGGAUAUGAAUUGAUUGGAGAAUUUAAUUGGUCAGAUUAUUUUCCUUUAGACUUUUGGGGUACUAAGAGAAGGUGUUAUAAGUUGGGAGCUCAAGUGAAUGAACUAGUUGGUGAAAUAAUGAAAAAAAGGAGAAGAGAGGGAGAAUUAGUAAAUAUGAAAAAUGACUUUCUUAGUGUUUUGCUAUCUUUGGCAAAAGAAGAUCAACUUAAAGAUGAAGAUAUGGUGGCUAUUUUGUGGGAAAUGGUAUUUAGAGGAACAGAUACAAUUGCCAUUCUUGUAGAGUGGAUUUUGGCAAGAAUGAUUUUACAUCAAGAUGUUCAAGAAAAAGCACAAGAAGAAAUUGACACAUGUGUGGGUCAAAACAGAAAUGUACAAGACUCAGACAUACAAAAGCUUCCUUAUUUGCAAGCUAUAGUAAAAGAAGUUCUUAGAUUACAUCCACCAGGCCCACUUCUCUCUUGGGCUCGUUUAGCUAUGCAUGAUACUUAUAUUGACAAGUGUUUCAUUCCAGCUGGAACAACUGCAAUGGUCAAUAUGUGGGCUAUAACACAUGACCCAACUAUUUGGGAAGAUUCAUGGGCGUUCAAGCCCGAAAGAUUUAUUAAUAAAGAAGACUUUUCAAUCAUGGGAUCGGAUCUUAGGCUUGCUCCGUUUGGAUCUGGACGUCGGGUUUGUCCAGGAAGGGUACUAGGGUUAGCCACAGUGCACCUAUGGCUAGCCCGACUUCUUCAACGAUUCAAAUGGCUUCCAAAUAAACCUGUUGAUCUUUCAGAAUGUUUGAAGCUUUCUCUUGAGAUGAAGAAACCUUUAGCUUGUCGUGCACUUAAUCGAAGUAGCAUUUAAGUAAUUCUAAUCUAAAUAUUGGUAUUAUCACUUACAAAAUCAUAUGGAAGAAAAACAAA
This is a messenger RNA of Solanum pennellii, 1654 nucleotides long. Its product is annotated as cytochrome P450 78A5-like. The coding region runs from base 57 to 1595 and encodes 512 amino acids. Lineage: Eukaryota; Viridiplantae; Streptophyta; Magnoliopsida; Solanales; Solanaceae. The transcript is spliced from 2 exons. The record is from RefSeq and is a predicted model, not a curated record. Gene Ontology annotation, molecular function: monooxygenase activity; iron ion binding; heme binding.